This is a messenger RNA of Dissoconium aciculare CBS 342.82, 897 nucleotides long. RefSeq lists its product as uncharacterized. The transcript has a single exon. NCBI's taxonomy places the organism in Eukaryota, Fungi, Ascomycota, Dothideomycetes, Mycosphaerellales, Dissoconiaceae. The record is from RefSeq and is a predicted model, not a curated record. The coding region runs from base 1 to 897 and encodes 298 amino acids.
AUGGCAUUCCAAGACCGACGACCUCCCGCCUCCUUCCUAUCCCUACCCUCCGAACUACGCAAUGCGAUCUACACCUACCUCUUCGACCCGGCCUACUCAACGACCGAAGCAGACCUCUCCUCUCCACCAAGCGAACCCCCCAACGCCCCGUCGACCGAGCCCUCCCGACCCGACCUCCGGCCCUCCUGCGCCGUCGAGUCCAACAACCAGCGCUCCAGCCACGCCCUGCGCGUGCUGCAGACCUGCAAGCAGAUGCACCACGAAGCGCGGCUGCUGGCGCUGACCCAUCUCCCCUUCCACGUGCGCGGCGAGACGGCGCUCCCGGAGACGUUCAGCGUGCGGUCGGCCCGGCUGCCGCGGGACCGGCUGCGCGCGGUGCGCACGCUCACGCUGACCGCGCGCAUCAGCCACCUGCGCGCCAUGAACGAGGCCUGGGGCGGCGUGCCGUUCGGCGCCCCGGAGCUGCGGCUGGACGCGCUGGUCAUCGUGCCCUCGCGGCCGGACGUGACGGACCUGCCGUUCCGCGAGAUCGCCGACCUCAGCCAGAGCCACACGCUGGCGUACGUGCUGGGGGAGACGCUGAAGGGGCUGCGGAACGUGGGGUACGUCGAGGUGAGGAACCACGGGUGCUUCGACGGCGCGGUGUGGGAGAAGCUGUACUGCGGCGUCGUGUAUCGGCUGUGGAGGUGGGGCGGCGGGAAGUGUGGGAUUCGGUUCGCCAGCGGGAGGGCGGAGGAGCCUGGGAGGGCGGCGGAGGAGAAUCGGUGGUUUCGCGCGUAUCUGAAGGACGAGAAGGGAGACGAAGGGGUGGAGGUGGGUGUGGAGGUUUGUAGGCUGGUGGGCACGAGUGGGCAGUUCCCGUUUGACCCGUCAAUUGAUCCGAGGACGGAUAUGUGA